Wyeomyia smithii (pitcher-plant mosquito) is the source of this 2942-nucleotide messenger RNA. Its product is annotated as facilitated trehalose transporter Tret1-like. Lineage: Eukaryota; Metazoa; Arthropoda; Insecta; Diptera; Culicidae. Bases 1318 to 2742 code for a protein of 474 amino acids. Gene Ontology annotation, molecular function: transmembrane transporter activity. The record is from RefSeq and is a predicted model, not a curated record. Gene Ontology annotation, cellular component: membrane. The transcript is spliced from 7 exons. Gene Ontology annotation, biological process: transmembrane transport.
GGAAGACUGUCAACCACGAGUCAUCUGUCAAAAUCGGUUUUCGUUGUGCAAAAUCCUGCAUAAAAAGAAAGAAAUUAGAGUAAAUAAAGAGACCGCUGGGUGCUUUAAUGUCAAAACCAAGUGCAAUAGUAUACUAGGAUGAUUUUUAACAUAUAUUUAGGCAAUGAUUAUUGUUACUUAGGCUAGUGAAGUGAUUUUGUUGUUGAAAUCAGUGAAGUGCCGAUUCGUGUUCUUGUUUGCGUAUGAUGUGAGCCGCCGUCGUGGUACUGAAUCAUUGAUAAGCCGCUAGAUCCAAGGAUGCUGAACGAAGGCACGUCCACCCCGGUGAACUCGUGAAACGAACAAUAAAUAAAGUGUGGUGCAUCUCUGUCGCCGGGCGUCCUUCUCAUUUAGUUUCGUUCGUUCGCACAGAUGAACUGGUGCGUGAAUCGCAGUCAUGCUGUAAAUUUACGACCUCGAACAAUGGGAGCUUUGCCGUCGUCGCGCCGGGAUAUUAUUUGCCGGUCCUGGUGAAUAGAAUUUGUUUAUGUACGUGCAAUAUACAGCGCUGCAACUGCAUCUGCACCAGUGUAUAUGCAUAGGGUACCUGCUGUGUGUGCAUCGGUUGGUGUCCGUUUAUUGUUAUUAUCAGUUGCACACUGCACCAGAGACAAGAAUCUGCAUUCCCAACACAACACAAAUGCGUUGAAGAUGAUGAUGGUGAUGACGACAACGACAACGACCACGACGACUACGCCGCGAGAUGUUUGGUGGUCUUGAUCGCCUCGUGUUCGUUAUCGAAAAAAUAAACAAAAAUAAAUCCAAACUAGGAACAACCGCGCCGAGGAACGUACGUAGUGACUGUCGUUUUGUUUAGCAAGUCUGUUGGUGGGAAGUAAGGGAAGAAGGUAGGAAAAAAGGCACUUGGAGUUGAUACUAUACACUCUUCUACACACAAGGCUCCGGCGAAGAGAAAUAGCAGCGCCGCAGCAGUCGUAAGAGCAGAAGGAGGAGAAGGAGGAGUAGGUUUUACGAAUCCAUCCAUAAACUGUCGAUGGUCAUGCUCCGAGCGCUCUUCACAGUUGUUCAGCGGCUUUGGACGAAUACGGACGCGAGUGAAAGUGAAAUCGCGAGUUUUGCUCAAAUUUUGAAGGGUGGUUUUUUCGUGAGACAUUAUUACUAAACUGGUUUUGGGGAAAAACCAAUUUCGUGUGCCAAUCAAUCCGAGCUUUAGCCGCUCCGUUUUGCCAGUGUCGUCUCCGGCUGCCGGUUUUUCAGCGUCGAGCACUGCCAAGUGCGUGAAUCAAUAGUUAAGGAAGCGACGUGCUCAAAUUUCAAAUGUUAUCCAAAGGCAUUAGGAAUCAGUAUUUUGCAACAAUCUGUGCAAAUCUCGCCACACUCAUAUUCGGUCUAUCCAUCGGCUGGCUGUCGCCGAAUUUGGAGCUGCUGCUAUCGGAUGCGACACCCCUCACCUCCGGCCCCAUCAGCAGCUCCGAAGCAGGCUGGAUCGGUUCCAUCGGUACGGUAGGAUGCGUACUGGCAGUGCUGAUAUGCGGCUGGGUGUCGGAAAUUGCCGGCCGAAAGUCCGCACUGAUGCUCAUUGGGGUGGCGCAGCUGGUUAGCUGGGUUGUGGUCGUCUUCGCAAAGGACUUGACCAUGAUCUACACCUUCCGGAUUCUCGGUGGUUUCGCCGGCGGAGGCACAUUAUCCGUGAUACCAUUAUUUGUGUCUGAAAUCUCGGAGGAUAGAAUCCGUGGAACUUUGGGGGCCAUUUUAUCCAUCACUUGCAAUCUUGGUAUACUGUUAGGUUUUAUCUUAUGUUACUAUUUAGAUUACUUUACCGUUACUUACAUCGCACUGGCGUUCUGCAUUUUAUACUCGGUUGGGUGUAUGUUCCUACCAGAAUCUCCGCAAUAUCUGUUCACCAAGGAAAAGAAAGAUAGAGCGAUAAGAUCAUUGCGCUUCUACCGUGGCGAAGCCAAGAAUGAGUCAUCGAAAUUUAUUUCGGAAGUUGCCAGAUAUAAGGAGGCACAUGGCAACACAACCAAAGACUCAAAGCGACGAGUGCAAUUACACAUUAAGGAUUUAUUAAGCAAACCAACCUUGAAGGGCAUUUUAAUUUGUGUUAUAGUGAUGAUGUUCCAUCCGAUGUCCGGAUCGGUACCAUUAAUCACCUUUACCGAUCGCAUUUUCCGGGACUCCGGUUCGGAUCUGCCGCCGUCGACCUGCGCCAUGAUUGUCGCCGCCAUCAACCUGAUCGGUGCGUACGUGUCCUCGGUUACUGUGGACAAAGCGGGUCGAAAGGUCCUGCUAAUAACCUCGGCACUGGGUUGUGCAAUCUGCUCCGCCAUCAUGGGAACCUAUACAUUCCUGAAUGGGCUCGGGGUAAACCUAGACUUCUUCAAGUGGAUCCCGGUAACGACGCUGUCCGGUUUGGUGUUCAUCAGUGCCAUCGGUGUCGCCAUCGUACCGUUUAUCAUCAUGCCGGAAAUCCUGGAGCCAAGAGUUCGCGGAUUUGUCAUAACCUGGUGUCUGCUCGAAUUCCACUCCGUUGCAUUUUUAGUGGUUAAGUUCUUCCCGACCGUCGUCGAAAGGCUCGGCCUCUACUGGGUAAUGUGGUUCUUCUCGUGCUGUAGCGUGGCAGCGGCCACUUUUGUGAUAUUCUACGUGCCAGAGACGAAAGGUAAAAGCUUCGAAGAGAUUACCGAAUCGUUGGAACCAGAGAAGAAAACCGUACCAAAGCAAACCUCUAUUGAUGUUUAGCAGUGCUAAACCAUUCGAGUCAAUACCACAAUAAAACACGAAACGAAAAUCAAAAAAACUAAAUCAAAACCUGUAUCAUAUACAACCAACAAUGAAAACUACGCGCAUGACAAGUUCAAAUGAUAGGAGAUAAGUUGUUCGUAAGCUUUAAUUUUAUGUGUAUAAACUUUAUUACGUUAAUAAAUGUAAGUCAUUUUAUA